AUGGAGGAAGCGCACAUCUCCCGUCCCUGCAACGCCUGGAUCUUGAAACGUCUCCUUUUCUACCAAGCGACCCUUGCGCUGGCUGAUCUCACCAACCACGCAGAUGAAGAGGUCACAGCCAGAUUCCGGGGUGAGAAGAAGAAGAAAGGUCUGCGGGCUGGUGCCGCCGAAGAACCCGAUGCCCAGCGGAGACGUGGCUACACCUACCAGCUCAUUGUGGUACCCUGCACGCAGGUACACGACCUCGGCCCGCCGCGCCCGCUGCGAUACCGCGACGGAUACCUCGAGGCCAAGGCUGAGAAGGAUCGGAAGGCCAAGGCCGAGGAGGCGCGCUGGAAGGUGCACUCUACGCAGGUAUAUUGCAAUUGUUUGGUAUCUGUCUAA
Anthostomella pinea is the source of this 384-nucleotide messenger RNA. The record is from the annotation of a GenBank genome assembly. NCBI's taxonomy places the organism in Eukaryota, Fungi, Ascomycota, Sordariomycetes, Xylariales, Xylariaceae.